AUGCCGGCCCCUGAGUUAAGGCCCGAGAGCGUUGUAAGUUCGCAUUUAACAUCUCUGAACACAGGAAGCAAAGACUCAUGGAAUUUGAAGCUUGACGCGCAUUUUAGCAGCGUGAUGAAGGACCUCGGGGCUGCCCAGCAGCCCAAAACUUUGGAAAGUACAAAUAAUGCGACCAAGAUAGAGAGAAGCCUCUGUCGGGAUACUAAGCCCUGCGAGCCGAUCGCCGUGGUAGGCAUGGCAAUGAGAUUGCCAGGCGGAGUGCGGUCGGAGGAUCAGUUUUGGGAAUUCUUGAUGAACAAGCAAGACGCUGUGACCAGGGUCCCAGAAUCCCGAUACAAUGUUGAUGCCUUCUAUCAGCAGGCGAAGCCGAAUGCUGUUCGAACGAAGAAAGGGUACUUUCUGCAGGAAGAUCCUACGGAGUUCGAUACUGGCUUCUUCGGCAUAACCAACUACGAAGCAAGUCGGCUUGAUCCUCAGCAGAGACUUCUGCUUGAGGUUGUGUGGGAGUGCAUGGAGAAUGCAGGCCAGGUAGACUGGAGAGGCAAGGAUAUUGGGUGCUGGGUUGGAGUGUUCGGGGAGGACUGGAUGGAUCUAUGCGCCAAGAAUAUACAAUAUACUGACCGACUACAUGCUUUAGGGGCUGGGGACUAUGCUCUGGCAAACCGUAUCUCAUAUGAAUAUGACCUUACAGGGCCAAGUAUGACCGUUCAGACGGGCUGCUCAUCGUCACUGGUAGGGCUACACGAAGCAUGCCGCGCUAUCAGUACCGGCGAUUGUUCCUCGGCGAUCGUUGCGGGCACCAGUUUAAUCUUGAGCCCCACGAUGACCACGACUAUGUCCGAGAACAUGGUCCUCUCCCCCGACGGGAUCUGUAAAACGUUUGAUGCUGGGGCGGAUGGCUAUGGACGCGGUGAGGCAAUCAAUGCGGUUUAUUUAAAGCCAUUGAAAGACGCUGUGGCAGCUGGUGACCGAGUACGAGCCGUCAUCCGCUCAUCUGCAACGAACUGCGAUGGUAAGACUGUGGGUAUCACGACCCCUGGAGCACCAACCCAAAAGCAGUUGAUUAGGAAGGCCUAUCAAAGGGCAGGGAUCAGUAAUAUCACCGAUACAGCCUUUUUCGAGUGUCACGGAUCUGGAACCGUGGUUGGUGAUACAGCAGAACUGUCGGUUGUUGCAGAUCUUUUCAAGGAGAAAGGUGUCUAUAUCGGGGCGGCAAAGCCAAACUUUGGUCACUCAGAGGGUGCUUCGGGCAUCACAGGAAUCAUCAAAGCUGUGUUAGCCCUCGAAAAGAACGUGAUACCGCCUAACAUCCAUUUUAAGGAACCGAAUCCUAAGGUACCAUUCAAGGAAGCCAUGCUUAAAGUGCCGCUCGAGCCAACCCCUUGGCCACAUGACAGGCAACCCAGAGUAAGCGUUAACUGUUUUGGAAUCGGUGGAUCCAAUGCACAUGCAAUCCUGGAUUCUGCUGUAUCAUACGGGCUGGUGCCAGACCGUAAACCAUCUCAGAACGAAAGCCCGGCGCCUUUUCUUUUCCUGGUAUCUGCUGCAAGUCCAACUGCGUUAACACAAUGCGUGAACAACUUGACCGAAUAUGUUGAGCGAACCGCUCCAGCAUUCCGAGAUCUGGCGUAUACCCUCGCCAUGAAACGGGAGCAUCUAGAACACCGCACUUUUCUUAUUGGCGGGGUAGAUGGCACCAUUUCCAACAGCGAACGGAAGGGACGUCGGUUCGAGACCACGCUGUUGACAUUCGUGUUCACUGGGCAAGGCGCUCAAUGGCCUACGAUGGGCAAAGGCCUGCUGGAAUGUUUUCCCUUGUUUAAGGAAGAUAUACAAAGGAUGGAUAAGGUGAUCCAAGCCUUGGAACAACCUCCGGACUGGAGUAUCGAAGACGAGCUUGUCGCAGACGAGGACUCCUGCAGAAUACAUGAAGCAGAGCUCUCCCAAACACUUUGUACUGCAGUUCAGAUUGGAAUUGUCAAUCUUCUUGCACGUUGGGGUGCAAAGCCUGACGCGGUAUUAGGCCACUCAAGUGGCGAGAUUGCGGCCGCCUAUGCUGCCGGGGCAAUCUCACUUGAAUCGGCAAUAAUAGUGGCAUAUUAUCGAGGGCAGGCAGUGAAAAGAGCACGAAGAGGGGCCAUGGCAGCUAUCGGCCUCAUGGCAGAAGAUAUCAAGCAAUACCUCGUGGAAGGUGUGGUGAUAGCUUGUGAGAAUAGUGCCCAAAGUACCACAAUAUCUGGGGAUAGCGAUAAGAUUGGUGAUGUGAUUGAGAAGAUUCAAUCUGACAAUCCAGACACAUUUGGUCGGCGGUUGCGGGUCGACAAGGCCUAUCAUUCCGAUCAUAUGGAGGAGGUCGGAGCCUUUUACGAACAAGCCACCCAGUCGCGCAUCCAGACACACAACGACAUGGUGCCCCUCUGGUCCACAGUGACAGGUUCCUUGGUCAGAGAUCCACAGGACUUAUUGGCAAAGUAUUGGCGCCAAAACUUGGAGUCCCCUGUGUUAUUCCGCCAGGCUAUGGAAGCAAUUCUGGAAGCCCACCAGCAGUCAGGACAUGUGUUUGUCGAAAUUGGAGCGCAUUGUGCCUUAUCAGGACCUAUCCGUCAAAUCAUGCAGAGAAGCAACUCGUCGAAGGCCACCUACGUUCCAACACUGACCAGGAAAAGGCAAGCUGAGGUCUGUUUAAUAGAAGCGGUGGGAUGCCUAUGGACACACGGUGUGCCAGCUGUUGACCUUCAAAGUGUUGUAGAAGACGGACAGAUGUUGACAAACCUACCCCCAUAUCCAUGGGAUCAUCGUGCAAAGUUACUUAACGAAAGUCGUCUCGUACAUCAGUGGAGAUUUCGUGCAUUUCCCCACCAUGAGCUUCUUGGCUCUAGGAUGUUUGGUGCCAGUGACUUGGAACCUAUGUGGUCAAAUCUUCUUCGACCUGACGAUGUUCCCUGGUUAUUUGACCACGAGUUAGCGAAAAGGAUUGUUUUCCCAGCGGCUGGUUUCAUAGCCAUGAUAGGAGAGGCGGUCCGCCAGAUUGACGGCUCUGAAAGCUAUUCUCUCCAAAAUAUUCUCUUAAAGGCUCCUUUGCUUUUAGCAGAGGGUCAAACGGUUGAGCUUGUUACAACUUUGAGACCUGUUAAGGUAUCAGACUUCCUUGAUUCACACUGGUAUGAGUUCACGGUCUCGGCGUAUGACGGUGAGGACUGGGUCAGGCAUUGCCAGGGACACGCCUGUGCUAGCUUUGAAAGCGAUAGGGAAACCAAGAAGGUGUCUCCAUUGAACCGCAGAGUAUGCUCUGAUACGUGGUACCGACUUAUGGCAACCCAUGGACUACGAUACGGGGAUCGUUUCAAGGGUCUACAAGAUAUAACAUCGGAUCCCACCCGGAAGAUGGCAACAGCCACAAUGAUCGAAGAUCAUACCUCGCAUGAAAGUCACUAUAGCCUACACCCGAACAUAAUUGACCAAUGUCUACAGAUUAUGAGUGUGGCAAUAUGUUCGGGUACGGUGAGUGUGUUUGACAAAGUGUCUGUGCCUUCUUUUUUUGAACGUAUCUGCGUCAGCUCUGGCAACGGGGAACUUGCUGUGGAGGCUGAUGCAUGCAAGUCAUCCACAAGUAUUACGACAGGAAAUGCUACAUUAGUGUCCGGACAAUCUCCCGUAUUGUCCAUUGAGGGUGCAGCAUUCUUCUCUGUCACUGAUAGUGGGGAGUCUUCGCAACAUGGCUUUCCGCUGGUGACUCGAACAAGGUGGGCACCAGACCUGGACCUCGUACCGCAGAAAGAGCUCCUCUCGUUUCGGCCUGUGGGAAGGGAUGGAAAGCUAUAUACAGAUCUAGUUUUAUGUUUGAUCUCAGAAGCCCACUACCGCAUCAAGGACAAGAUCCCCGCUACCGAGCAUCUAAAUAAAUAUAAAGAAAACAUUGCUAGAUGGGCGGAGGAUAUUAAAAACGGUGUCCCCCCGGCACCUCCAGAUGGACGGCGAUUUCUUCAACUGAGCAGUCGGGAAAGGAUGCGCCUCAUUGAUGAGCUUUCCGAAGAAGCUAAGAUGCGGGACCCGAAUGGCCCAGGUUUGGUUACCCUGACUAGCACAGUUUUAUCGCAUAUCGAGGAUAUUAUGGUUGGUUCGGAAUCUCCGCUGCACGUUCUCGUGGAUCAAGAUGGAUUAGCGGAUGCGUAUUACCAACCAGGGUCAUGGGCCUGUUGCCAGGAGCUACUGGUUUUGUUGAUGCACUCCAACCCCCGAAUGAGGAUAUUGGAGAUUGGGGCUGGCACAGGAGGAAGCACUACAGUCCUGCUAGAUCAUCUGCGCUCCCCCGACGGAGUUCCAAUGUAUGGGACCUACGUAUUUUCUGAUAUCUCUCCGGGAUUCCUGCAUAACGCGAAAGAAAAAUACAAGGACCAGAAAAAUAUGGACUAUCGCAUACUAGAUAUAAGCAAAGACCCGGUUUCGCAAGGCUUUGAAUGCGGGUCAUUCGAUGUUAUUGUCGCUUCUAAUGUCCUCCAUGCAACAGAGUGCCUCCAUACCACCCUGCAGAAUGUGCGCAAGCUUCUUACUCCCGGCGCGCUGCCGAUAUUUGAUUUUAUAACGGGCAUACUUCCCGGUUGGUGGAUAGGUGAGAAAGAUGGUCGUGCUGACAAGCCCUACAUAUCCCCCACUCGGUGGAAUACCGAACUUCUCAGAGCAGGUUUCACAGGUGUUGAAGCAGCAGAGUUUGACGACGAGGGAGUUAGUCGAUCUAUGGUGAACAUAGUGUCGCGGAGCCCAUUCAACCCCUCCCAAGCAACCGAUAUCACCAUUGUACACCGUGCUGGGGUGGGAGAAUGGGAGAACAAUGUAGCCCAAAGCUUCUCUGCAGCUGGCUACACAGUGCGCUGGAUAGCAUUUGAUGAGGUGUCCUGUCCUCCUACCUCAGGGAUUGUCUUUCUGUUAGACCAACCUGGACCCUUCUUGCAUGACAUUUCUGCUGAGCAGCACGAACGUCUCAAGAGAUACUUUGCAGAGAACCGGGAAGCAACUAUCCUAUGGGUUACAUCAACCUGCCAAACAAUUUGCCACGACCCUCGUUAUAGCCUUGUUUUUGGAUUGGCUCGGACAUUAAGAAAGGAGUUAGAGUUAAAUUUCAACACCCUGGAGAUCGACUCCUACGGCGCACUGGCAUCUGACAGCAUCGUCCGGGUCUACAAACAGGUCGAACGACACGACGACACUCAUGUCGUCCCUGAUAGUGAAUAUAUUUUGCAGGAUGGGAAGAUAAAUGUGGCCAGGUUCCAUUGGACGAACCUUGCGACAGAACUGUGUAGUAUGUCGAGUGAAGAUACUCCAAGGAAACUUUCAAUGACCAGCUGCGGUGUCCUUGAUACCAUGUACUGGAAGUCUGUGGACCUUCCCACCGUCGGGAAGGAUGAAGUCAUUGUCGACAUAAAGUUUGCAGCGUUGAACUUCAAAGACAUAAUGGUCUCAAUGGGAGUGUUCGGGCAGAUAGAAGACCUGGGCAUUGAAGGGAGUGGCGUGGUUGUCCAAACAGGAAGUGAUGUCCAACAUAUUUGCAAUGGUGACAGGGUAUUCUUCGUCGCCCCCGGUUCUCUCCAGACACGACGGGUGUUACCUGCCGGAAGGUGUCUGAAGAUUCAUGAAAGUCUUUCCUUAGAAGAUGCAGCCACGAUGCCUGCAGUGUUUGCGACAGCGAUCUAUUCUCUGCUACAUCUGGCCAGACUAAAAGAGGGCCAGUCCGUUCUCAUACAUUCUGCCACUGGAGGAGUUGGCCUGGCAGCUAUUCAAGUUUGCCAAAUGGUGGGGGCAAAUAUAUUCGCCAGUGUUGGAAACGAAAAUAAAGCGCAGCACCUUGUAGAUAUUUAUGGCAUACCUAGGGAUCAUAUAUUCAGCUCAAGAGAUGCCUCCUUUCACCCUGACCUUAUGCGCUGCACAGGAAAUAGGGGUGUGGACGUAGUUCUCAAUUCCUUAGGAGGCAAUCUCCUUCAUACAUCUUGGAAAUGCGUUGCGCCCUUUGGCAAAAUGCUUGAGCUAGGCAAGCGAGACUUCCUUGGGCAUGGCAUGCUCUCCAUGGAUCUUUUCAUGUCCAAUCGGUCAUUCUUUGGGGUGGAUCUUAACCAAUUCUUCGACGAACAACCUGAUGAGUUCCAUAACACUGUACUCGACAAGUUUCUGGAAAUGAUCGACCAAGGUCACAUACGCCCAAUUCAACCGCGAACUGUAUUUGAAGCCAGUGAUAUCAUCGGCGCCUUUCGAUACAUGCAGCAAGGGGUACAUAUGGGUAAAAUCCUCAUCAGGAUGCCCGAGUCACCUGGUCAUCUCCCACAGGUACAAGAUAAAAAGGACAUAGUAUUCAAGCCUGACGUAUCUUACCUGCUCGUUGGGGGCUUGGGUGGGAUCGGCCAAGCCGUCUCCCGAUGGAUGGCCUGUCACGGAGCCCGAAGUCUGAUAAUAUUUUCCCGUUCAGCGGGCCACUCAGAUGACUAUCAAGUGUUUAUUCGGGAGCUGGAAGCCAUCGGCUGUCAUGUCCACACUGUGAGCGGGGAUGUUACAUGUCUUCCAGAUGUCCAAAGCGUAGUGGAGAGCUGCAGCAGACCUAUCGCAGGUGUUAUCAACCUCUCCAUGGCCCUCAACGACCAUAUGUAUCUUGAAAUGUCGCAUGAUCAGUGGAUGGUACCGAAUAAGACAAAGGUUGAAGGGACAUGGAACCUGCACUCCGCAUUGCAAAACGUUGCAUUGGACUUUUUUGUGGUCUUUAGCUCCAUGGCUGGUCUCGUUGGUAACCCAGGCCAGGCAAACUAUGCUGCAGCAAGUGCAUUCUUAGAUUCCUUCGUACAAUACCGCCAUACUAGCGGCUUGCCAGCCUCGGUACUGGAUCUUGGUUGUGUGGAGGGUGUCGGUAUUCUGAACCAGAUGCCGCAUGUUCUGCAGAGGUUGCGAGCACUAUCGGUGCAUUUCAUACAGGAAUCUGAGCUAAUGGAAUCCCUGCACUUGGCCAUUGUGCGCUCCCACCCAGAGCUGCCCAAUGGGAAAGGCCUCGAGUCUGCUACUCUGGGCAUAGGGCUUUGUCCAACAAAGCCAUUCAGUCAGGUCCAUGACCUUCCCUUCUGGAGGACACUUGAUGCUCGUGCGCGUGCUCUUACCAAUUAUGACUCUUUUCAACAAUCGGAAAACGAUGAAGAGCCUGAUAGCCUUCAGGAGCUCAUGGGCGAGCUAGACGCUAAUCCCGCCAUGGUAUAUGACCCUGAAUUCGCAAAUCGGAUACGGAGAGAAGUUGGCCGGUUGGUCUCAACAUAUAUAUCCAACAAUGAAGAUAUGACCGAUGAGGAGAUUAGGAAUAUCAAGGUCGACUCGCUGAUGUCCAUUGAGAUCAGAAAUUGGACCCGGCGCCGACUCAACGUCGAUGUGGCAAUCCCAGAAAUCUCAAAAGCAGGGACAGUGGGGAGAUUAGGAACGCUGGUUGUGGAGAAGCUGAAGACCAAACACUUCCCCCACCAGCAGGAAUCUACAUAA
Molecule: messenger RNA, 7500 nt
Organism: Aspergillus bombycis
Lineage: Eukaryota; Fungi; Ascomycota; Eurotiomycetes; Eurotiales; Aspergillaceae
Product: polyketide synthase
Exons: 14
Coding region: 1-7500 (2499 amino acids)
Biological process (GO): secondary metabolite biosynthetic process; fatty acid biosynthetic process
Molecular function (GO): fatty acid synthase activity; oxidoreductase activity; 3-oxoacyl-[acyl-carrier-protein] synthase activity
Source: RefSeq, a predicted model, not a curated record